Stegastes partitus (bicolor damselfish) is the source of this 2077-nucleotide messenger RNA. RefSeq names its product transmembrane protein 11 (gene tmem11). The record is from RefSeq and is a predicted model, not a curated record. Gene Ontology annotation, biological process: inner mitochondrial membrane organization. The transcript is spliced from 2 exons. The coding region runs from base 97 to 606 and encodes 169 amino acids. Lineage: Eukaryota; Metazoa; Chordata; Actinopteri; Pomacentridae. Gene Ontology annotation, cellular component: mitochondrial inner membrane.
AGCCAUUAUUAUAGUCAGGUUACAGCACGCGAACACGCAGCUCAGACCAGCGCGCGGACCCACACUGAGCACGCGAGGACACAAUAUGGGGGAGUGAUGGCGGCGUCAGACUGCUACAUCGUGCACGAGAUCUACAAUGGGGAGAAUGCGCAGGACCAGUUUGAGUAUGAGCUGGAGCAGGCACUGGAGGCCCAGUAUAAAUACAUUGUUAUCGAGCCCACGCGGAUCGGAGAUGAGACGGCCCGGUGGAUUACCGUGGGCAACUGCCUGCACAAGACGGCUGUGUUGUCAGGCGCCGCUUGCCUCCUGACACCACUUUCACUGCCCGUUGAAUACUCGCGCUACGUGGCGUUGCCCGCGGGCGCCCUCAGCGUGGCCUGCGCUGCCCUCUACGGGAUUUCGUGGCAGUUUGACCCCUGCUGCAAGUACCAGGUGGAAUAUGACAGCCAAAAACUCUCGCGGCUGCCCCUGCAUACACUGACCUCCUCGACGCCCGUGGUAUUGGUACGCAGGGAUGACAUCCACAGAAAGAGACUCCAUAAUACGAUAGCACUGGCGGCCCUGGCGUAUUGCGCCAAGAAGAUCUAUGAACUCUAUGCGGUAUGAGUGCACUCUGAAGAGGAUUUAAGAACCAACAGAAAAAGGAAAAAACAAACAAAAAAACAGAACCUACCCACCCCCAGAUGUAAGAAAAGUGGAAGUCACGAUCAGGCCCAGCAGUUAGCGCCACAUGUGGUGGGUGCUUCCAUUUUGAACUUUGAUCAGAGGGAUAUAGUUAAAACUAGAAGGAAUUGUUUUUUUCCCUUACAUUUCCUUUACUUCUAUGUGACAACAACAGCACACUUAUCUCUGUAGUACCCUUGCGCCUCCUCCCCUGCGCUCUCCACCUGCAUCCUUGACACGCAAGAAGCUAGUUCACAAGGGUAUGGCAGCAGUUCCUGCGGACUGAAUUGUAUUGGAGUGCCGUGGACAGACAUGUUUUGUGUACCAAACUCUUUCCCUUUUCCCUCGUAGUUUUACUGUACCCCUUUCUUGCUGAUCAGUACAUCACCCUUCAUUAAACAUUAGGAUAUUUCAAACUCACUUUUCUGUACUUUACUUUUUUCAUUAAAUGCAUUCUACAUGAUGUCAUAAAAGAGCAGAUGGCUCAAACGUAUUUGAGAUUGUGUCUUGUUCAUGUAGAUUUUCUGGUUUAAACAAAUGCAAGGAAGAUCUUGUGAGACAAAGAUGUGGCUCAAUGUCCUCUUUUGAAAAAAACUACCAACUUCUACUAAUGUAUAGUACAUGAAGAUCAAACCAAACCCAAUAUAGCGACUGUUUGACAGCACAGUUAUUACUCAGCAAAUUCUACGUUCCUACAUCCUUCUAUAUACUGUGUUUAUCCCCAGAGGCAGCAAUACUGAUUAUGAGAUGAAAAACAAGUAUAAAUGAGGUGAGGGAUGAUGGAAAAAGGAGAUUUGGAGAAACUGGAUGAUGAAGUGGAAUUUUGUUGUUUGAAUUAUGGUAGAAUACUCAGUGACAGUGAUCACAUUGCAGACACUAAUUUAAAAGUAACUAAUUUUAAUCUCCAUUACAAGCAGAACAGCAGAUUGUUGAAAUACAUGUAAAUGUAUGUGAAAUAAAUUCCACUGAUUUGUUUCAAACAGGAGUCUGUAAAGCAUUUUCCACCGACUCUAACUGCAGCGCAGUUACAAAGAGUUCAGUUUUUCAUGAAAAUGUUCAGCUGUUGACGUUGAUAAUUGUCCUACAAUUCAAUACAAGUUGCUUUUGUUUUUGUUUUUUUUAAAAAAAUAUAUAUGUGGUGCUUUCAUAGGUAAAAUGUAUAGUUUCUUAAUUGUGCACAGUGUAUGAAAGCACCUCAUCAGACAACUGAGACCCCGGCUGUUGGCUUUAACCGGGAGAAGAUUCCAUUUGCAAACUGCUAUUUUGUUCACAGUCAAACAUUGACUUUGCAGCCUCGGCCUCGGUGUGUAUUGGCUGCUGUAUGUGGAAAACCACAGGCAUGCAGCUCUUGCAUUUCCUGCUCAGUCAUUUUGAAAUUGGAAAAAAAUAAAUAAAAUGCAAUGAUGCACACUGA